AUGCAUGCUCAAUCCCUACUCUCGUUUGCCCUCGUGGCUUUUACCUCUUCAACCGUGCUAGCUGACGAAGUGGCCACUCUUUUACUGCCUGAAAUGUAUGGACAAGAUCUUGUUGGAAAGGUCAUUGGAACUGAUGGCCCCCUAACCACAUACGUGAUCAACUGCCACCCAACGCCUGAGAAUCAGGACUUUCAGCAAGUCGGGGAUUGUGACAUCUCAUCGCAAGGCUGGACCGUCACCGGUGGCCCAUCGACCAUUCGUGCCGUGUUUGAUUACUCUUAUUACAACUUGAAGGAGGACUGCUCUCUCAUUUCCUCCACUUCCCUCUCCUGCGCCCUGACUAUGGAAUACGGCUCUUCUACCGAGGUAAACGCCGGUGGUACUGUCGGCCCAGCCAGCAACUUCUACCAAACCGUGACCAUCACCGGCACUGAAUUAGUCUCCGGAUCCGCUUCCGCACAGAAUACUCCCACUGCCACUCAUGCCACUGCCACCCCUACUGACACCGCCACUGGGACCACGUCCGCCACUCCCACUGUUACUGGGUCGGGCAGUGGGCAGCAGAAAGCCGCAGCGAAUACCGAAUCCUCGACGCCAAAGGCUAGCCAGAGUACCAAUGCGGCUCCGGCAAUAGUCACGGGCAAUGCUAAGUGGGCUUUUGGCGGCGCUGCAGCUAUGGCUGUGAUUGCUAUGGCAUAA
Molecule: messenger RNA, 699 nt
Organism: Aspergillus nomiae NRRL 13137
Lineage: Eukaryota; Fungi; Ascomycota; Eurotiomycetes; Eurotiales; Aspergillaceae
Exons: 3
Coding region: 1-699 (232 amino acids)
Source: RefSeq, a predicted model, not a curated record